UCUCUCUCUCUUUCUUAUCUACCCACCCCCACCCAGGAUAACACUUGUUCUUGCUAUGCCAGCCAACUCUUUCUAGAGGCACCAAUUUUUUAUCUGAAACUUCAUCAACCACUAAACACCCCAAGUCAUCCUGCUAACUCCUCUCACUUCCAUUAUUUUCCCUAAUCUCUCUCACUCUCUCACUCUCUCUCUCUCUCUAACCCAAAACAAAAUUUAUAAUGCAGUGUUCUGCUCUCAUUGCUCAAAACACUUUUAGAUAGAUAUGUCAGACUCACACUUUUUACAGUAAAUUUUGGUUCAUUGAGGCUUCAUCUGAAAUGGGGUUUCUUAAAAUUUCAUGGGCAGUUUUGAUUCUUUGGGUGGUUCCAUUUUUGUGUUCGAAAGCAAACUCUGAUGGUUCAGAGGUUUCUGUUAAGUUCUUGAAGGCUCCACAUGCAUUCUCUCAUCUCAACUCGGCCACAUUUUCCUUUGAAGCUUUGGUUGGAGGAAAUGCAGAGUCCUGUACAAAUUGUAGCUUCAGUUGCAAGCUGGAUGAUGGGGUGAGUUCUUAUUGUGGAACUCGAAACGUUUCGUACUCAGGCUUGCAGGAUGGAAAUCAUACAGUUGAGGUCUGCACCAAUGGGCCUCCAGGAGUUGCUUGUGCUUCACAUAACUGGACUGUUGAUACACUACCCCCAACAGCAACUGUUACUGCCUCUAGAUCUUUUACGAACGCUUUGAAUGUUUCUGUAAAUAUUUCUUUCAGUGAGCCCUGUAGUGGUGGAGGAGGUUUUGGAUGUUUGUCUACGAACACCUGCAACCUGCUAGUCUAUGGGGCUGGCCAAGUUGUACCAUCUUCACUCAAUACUCUGCAGCCGAACCUUAGAUAUUCUCUUCUUGUGGGUUUAUCACCCUCUGUUCAAUACGGACGAGUUAUCCUGGUGAUGGACAAGAAUUUCUGCACCGAUAAUGCUGGAAACAGUUUUGUAAGAACGGAAAAUUCAAGAUUCUAUGUACGCAUUGAUAGAAGAAAUGUGUUUGUCAACUUGAGGAUUCAUAUUCCCGAAAGGCUACUUCAGCUGAAUGGUGAAACCAGAACAGUGCAGGCAACUAACAAUUACAAUAACCUAAAGAUUUAUUUGUACUUCUCAGAACCAGUUCUGAAUUCAUCUGCAGAAAUUUUAAAUUCCCUCAACAUAAGUCAGGGAUCACUUCUCCCUGAUAGCAGAAAGAACCUCGGGAAUCGCAGAUUUGGCUUUGUGGUUGCAGAUAUAUCUAACGUCGCUAUAGUCACAGUAAGCCUCAAUUCGAACUUGAUAAUAAGCAGACAAGGGACUCCAGUUUCUCCAAUUUCACCGACAACUUUCCUUUUUGAUUCAAAAAGACCUGCUGUGAAGUUGAGUACACCCUCAAGUAUGAGAACAAGAGAACACAGUAUCCCCGUAUUUAUAAAGUUCGUGAAGCCUGUAUUUGAUUUCAACUCUUCUUCUUUGGCACUAUCAGGAGGGCGCUUACAAAGCUUUCGCGAAAUAAGUAAGAGCACAUACAUUGCCGAAAUAGAAGGAGUUGAUGACAUUGUUUCUGUCAAUGUUCCUGAAAACACAUCCCGAGAUGUUACUGGAAAUAAAAAUCUUGCAUCAAAUGUUCUUCGAGUGACACACUAUUCGGUGCCUGUGAUAUCUUCUGUCAUAUCAGCAUUUGCAACUGCUCUUUUUGUGUUGACGUCCAUAGCUGCAGGGCUGCUUUCGAUUUCAACUGCAAGCCUUCAAUCUCUUUGGUCAAUUAGCAGACCUUCUUUGGCAUCUGAACCAGCAAGAAAUCUUUUUAGAAUUGCUUGCCAUAUUCAAGUUUUUGCACUCUCUAGAUGGUUGGCAGUUACGCUACCCGUUAAUUUUUAUGAACUAGUAAGGGGUUUACAGUGGAGCAUUCCUUACUAUAGUCUCCCAUGGGAAUCAGGGAAUGGCUUCCCAGUCUCUAGUCCUUUCCCCAGCUCGAGUUCCUACAUCAUCGAGAAUUAUAGCUCCGAAAUUUUGCAAAGUGCGCAACUAGAAGAAGAGAGUUUUAAGAAGGAUACUUCACUGUACGGGUUGCCACUUAGUCCAGCAGAAUACAGAAUGUUUUUUGAGUUGGACGGUGAAAACAUUAGACCUGAAGCUGAGUAUCUCUCCAAUCGUUAUAACGCUAACCGGUGGAGGAAUUUUGAUAGAACGAUGUUCUGGUUAGCUGUGUUUUGUGGCAGUUUGAUUCUGUUACGUCUUUUAGUUCUUUUUAUCCUGAAACUGAGGAAAAAUUCUGAGAAACGGGGAUGUUAUGGAGCACUCACAUUCCCCAGAUUUGAGAUAUUUCUUGUAAUACUUGCAUUGCCUUGUAUUUGUGAGGCCUCUGCUGCUCUAGUUAGAGGAGGAGUUUCAUCUGGGGUUAUAGUUGGCAGUCUGUUGCUGGUUGUCACAUCUUUUCUGCUGCUCGCCUUGUUCUUGUUCCUCUCAGUUGGCAUCACAUUCGGAAAGCUGCUUCAGUACAAGGAAGUGCAUCACGAAGGCCUGAAGUUUCACUGGUAUCAAGAGCUAGUCCGGGUGACCCUAGGUCCGGGCAAAAGAGGUCAGUGGACAUGGAAAGGUCAACAGAACUCUGUUUAUCUAAUCAUUUUCGGCCCUCUCUUUGAAGAUCUAAGAGGCCCCCCAAAGUACAUGCUCUCUCAGAUUUCUGAGGGCAAUGCUGGCAAGCAUGGGGACUCCAUUAUUGCUUCCGAUGAUGAAACAGAAGAUGCAGAAGCACCUUUUAUCCAAAAGGUGUUUGGAAUACUGCGAAUAUACUACACGCUGCUGGAAUGCGUGAAAAGGGUUGCUGUUGGGAUCAUGGCUGGUGUCUACAUGGGCAAAUGGUCCUCGAAAACUCCUUCGAUCACCUUACUUUGCAUAACCUCUUUCCAACUCUUUUUCAUUGUUCUCAAGAAGCCCUUCAUUAAGAAAAAGGUUCAGCUGGUGGAGAUCAUCUCGAUUUCCAGUGAAGUCGGAUUAUUUGCAACAUGCUUGCUUCUCUUGGAGAAGGAUUUUUCAGCCGGCGACAAGACUAAACUUGGACUUUUCAUGCUAUUUCUAUUCCUAGUCGGAUUUAUUGCACAGAUGAUUAAUGAAUGGUAUGCAUUGUACAAACAAACAUUGCUGCUGGAUCCUGCUGAGAACUUCUUAACGGGUCUGAAAUUAGCUUCAGUUGGAUGCCUCCUGUUAUUCAUGCCGCGGAAAUUGAUCAAUACCUUGGAAAGCAAGUUCCAAGUGGAGAGCGAGUUCCAAGUGAGUCAGCAGACCGAGGGAGCAACGAGGGAUCCUAGUUCAUCUACAGGAGGUUACCGGAGCUCAGCUGCAACAGAUAAACCGUGGCUAAAACAACUAAGGGAGAUGGCAAAAUCUAGCUUUAGUAAAGAAGGAAGUGGUGUUACGAAUGAUCCUUCAAGUAGUCACACUCGAACCAGAUGGAGCGGGUUUUGGAGUGCGAAAGGGAGCGGGAGCUCCUCAACGCCAAAUUCUUCCGUUGAUUAUAAAUCGAAAUCAAGAGGGCUGUACAAAGAUUUAGAGGCCAUUUUUGCAUCCAAGUGAAAGAGACAAAAGGGAAGUUUUCCCUGAUUACCAAACAAGAACAAAGAGAAGUUUUCCCAACAGCAAAAGAUGUUCCAAAUUGUUUUGCAAUUGCUUGUCUCUCAAGUCUCAACAGAUAAUGUAUAGUUGAUUGAUUUUCAAUCUAGAGUACUUGUGGACAUAAAGUACUCCUUGAGCAAUACCUUCUGUCAUCCGAAAAAAAUUUCUCCAAUCUAAUUAUGACCAGUAGUUGCCAGUA
Pyrus x bretschneideri (Chinese white pear) is the source of this 3810-nucleotide messenger RNA. RefSeq lists its product as uncharacterized. The record is from RefSeq and is a predicted model, not a curated record. Lineage: Eukaryota; Viridiplantae; Streptophyta; Magnoliopsida; Rosales; Rosaceae.